GCUACUUCUGAGACGAGGUGAUGAGAGUUUGGCCGACAAAACACAAGGUAUUUCUCUCCCGCUUCUCCGCCAUGCCUGUCAGCGGCUGCCCCUCCCCCCUUCGCAUCCAUGCUGGGGUCUGCACCUAUGCCCCCUCGCAAGGGAGGCGAGUCCGACACCUCCAUCCAGCCCUGCCCCCAUUGCUGCACUGCCACACCGUCUCACUUGGUGUCCUUCUCCUGCUGCUCUGCCUUCUUCACCUGCCCCCCACCUGUCACUCACGGAGAGAGAAGGGCGGCGGAGGAGGUGGCAGCCAGUACAUUCCCAUCCCUCCGCCCCCUCCGCACCAUAUGGCUCUGCCCAACAUCCUGCGUGGCCUAAGCAUCGCUGUUGUCCUGGUGGGCAACUCCAGUGAGAUGGCACUGGCCGGUGCUCGGGAGAAGGAAGACUUUCUACACAUGGCGCCCAACGUAGAGAUCCUGACCAUGAAUGAGACGGACCCUAAAAGCAUCAUAAAAAGCAUCUGCGACUUAAUGACGGAGCACUGGCUACAAGGUGUGGUGUUUGGAGAUGACACGGACCAGGAGGCCAUCGCCCAGAUCCUGGACUUCAUUUCGGCCCAGACCCAUAUCCCCAUCCUGGGAGUCCGCGGAGGUUCGUCCAUGAUCAUGGCUGCUAAGGAUGACGACUCCAUGUUCUUUCAGUUUGGCCCCUCCAUUGAGCAGCAAGCUUCAGUCAUGCUCAACAUCAUGGAGGAAUAUGACUGGUACAUCUUCUCCAUUGUCACCACAUAUUACCCGGGGUACCAGGACUUUGUCACCAAGAUUCGGAGCACCAUCGAGAACAGUUUUGUGGGCUGGGAACUGGAGGAAGUGUUACUUCUUGACAUGUCUGUAGACGACGGCGAUUCAAAGAUUCAAAACCAGCUAAAGAAGCUCCAGAGUCCCGUUAUUCUUUUGUACUGCACAAAAGAAGAGGCCAACACCAUUUUUGAGGUGGCCCAUUCCGUGGGGAUUACUGGCUAUGGCUACACAUGGAUAGUGCCCUCACUCAUCGCUGGAGACACUGACGUAGUCCCUGCAGAGUUCCCAACAGGGCUGCUGUCUGUGUCCUACGACGAGUGGGACUACGGCCUCGAGGCUCGUGUUCGCGAUGGGGUGGCUAUUAUAACCAUGGCAACUUCCACCAUGAUGAUGGACCGAGGACCUCACACCUUGCUCAAGUCGGAGUGCCACGGAGCUCCUGACAAGAAGACCCCCAUUUCGGGCAAUCCUAAUGAAGUCCUCAGGUACCUAAUGAAUGUGACGUUUGAGGGCCGUAAUCUGUCGUUCAGUGAGGACGGCUACCAGAUGCACCCCAAGCUGGUCAUCAUUCUGCUCAACAAGGACAGACAGUGGGACAGGGUGGGCAAAUGGGAGAAUGGUUCCCUCUCCAUGAAGUACCACGUGUGGCCUCGCUAUGAACUCUAUGGUGGGGUUGCAGCCAGGGAGGACGACCACCUGUCCAUUGUGACACUGGAGGAGGCUCCUUUCGUCAUCGUGGAAGACGUGGACCCGCUUAGUGGGACUUGCAUGAGGAACACCGUGCCCUGCCGCAAACAGAUCAAAACAUUGAAUCAGACGAAGGAGUCAGGGAUCUACAUCAAACGUUGCUGCAAGGGCUUCUGCAUUGACAUCCUAAAGAAGAUCGCCAAGUCAGUCAAGUUCACAUAUGAUUUGUACCUCGUUACUAAUGGCAAACAUGGCAAGAAGAUCAAUGGAACUUGGAACGGCAUGGUGGGAGAGGUGGUGUUAAAAAAUGCCCACAUGGCCGUCGGUUCCUUGACCAUCAACGAGGAAAGGUCAGAGGUCAUCGACUUCUCCGUCCCCUUCAUCGAGACUGGCAUCAGCGUCAUGGUCUCCCGUAGCAACGGCACCGUUUCACCCUCUGCCUUCUUAGAGCCCUUCAGUGCGGAUGUGUGGGUGAUGAUGUUCGUGAUGCUGUUGCUGGUGUCAGCAUUUGCCGUGUUCAUUUUUGAGUACUUCAGCCCCGUGGGCUACAACCGCUGUCUGGCUGACGGCAGAGAGCCACAUGGUCCAUCCUUCACCAUUGGCAAAGCCAUCUGGUUGUUGUGGGGUCUGGUUUUCAACAACUCUGUGCCGGUGCAGAAUCCCAAAGGUACCACCAGUAAGAUCAUGGUGUCAGUGUGGGCCUUCUUUGCUGUCAUCUUCUUGGCCUCCUAUACUGCAAACUUGGCUGCUUUCAUGAUCCAGGAGGAAUACGUGGACCAGGUAACGGGACUGUCGGACAAAAAGUUCCAAAGCCCCAACGACUUCUCGCCUCCCUUUCGGUUUGGCACGGUCCCAAAUGGGAGUACAGAGAGAAACAUAAGGAACAACUACCCAGAGAUGCACUCCUACAUGACCAAGUUUCAUCAGAGAAAUGUCAACGAGGCUCUUCAGAGCCUCAAAGCUGGGAAACUAGACGCUUUCAUUUAUGACGCGGCCGUGCUGAAUUACAUGGCUGGCAGAGACGAGGGCUGCAAGCUGGUGACCAUCGGCAGCGGCUACAUCUUCGCCACCACCGGCUACGGCAUCGCCAUCCAGAAGGAGUCGCUCUGGAAGAGACACGUGGACCUGGCCAUCCUGCAGCUCUUCGGAGACGGUGAGAUGGAGGAGCUGGAGUCCCUGUGGCUGACGGGAAUCUGCCACCAUGAGAAGAAUGAGGUGAUGUCCAGUCAGCUGGAUGUGGACAACAUGGCGGGGGUCUUCUACAUGCUAGGGGCCGCCAUGGCACUGUCGCUCAUCACAUUCAUCUGCGAACACUGGUUCUACUGGCAGCUGCGUUUCUGCUUCAUGGGUGUCUGCUCGGGCCGCCCUGGCUUUGUCUUUUCCAUCAGCAGGGGCAUCUACAGCUGUAUUCAUGGUGUUCAGAUUGAAGAGAAAAGCAGCUCAGCAUUGAACUCCCCAUCAGCUACCAUGAACAACACUCAUUCCAACAUCUUGCGCCUCUUACGCACUGCCAAGAACAUGGCCUCUGGGGUGAACGGCUCGCCGCACAGCGCUCUUGACUUCAUUCGACGCGAAUCUUCCGUUUAUGACAUCUCGGAACACAGACGCAGCCUGGCAGGCCACUCGGACUGCAAGCCACCUUACUUAUCAGAAGAUAACAUGUUCAGUGACUACAUCAGUGAGGUGGAGAGGACGUUUGGCAACGUCCACAUGAAAGACAGUAAUCUGUACCAGGACCACUACCUGCACCAUCAUGGUUCCACACUUGGGCUCAGUGGACCACCUCCCAACAGGCCCCAUAGUUUGGGCAGUGCCAGUUCCCUGGAGGGUGGCAUGUUUGACUGUGACAGCCUCGGAGGCGGGGUACCACCUAUUUUCACCACUCAGCCCUGCUCAGCACUGACCCACAGAAACAUGAGCAAGUUUGACCUUCUGUCUGGACAAACUCCACCCACUGGCCAAGGCUUUCAGAGUGGCCUGCCUGACUUGUAUGGGAAGUUUUCUUUCAAGGGAGGUGCCUCAAGUUCCACCUACAUCCCUGGGCCUAGUUACUGUGGAGGAAGAGGGGAUGACGAUGGGAAUAUACGAUCUGAUGUCUCUGAUAUUUCCACACACACAGUAACCUAUGGGAACCUGGAAGGUAAUGCAAAGAAGCGCAAACAAUACCGUGAUAGCCUGAAAAAGAGGCCAGCCUCUGCUAAGUCCAGACGGGAGCUGGAUGAGAUUGAGCUGGGCUACAGGAGAAAACCUUACCACAUCAGCCACCACCACUACCACAACCAUCGCUCUGCCUCACCACCACUUUUGCCAUCUGAACGUAAGCGAGGGGGAGGAGUAAAUAAUGACACAAACUAUCUCUUCAGAGAAAAGGAGAGCGUUAGGGACUUUUAUUUGGACCAGUUCCGCCCAAAAGAGGGUGUCCCUCAGUGGGAACAUGUAGAUUUGACCGAGGCCCCAGGGAACAGAGAUAGUGGAGUACCAACUUGCACUUCUCUGGUUCCGGUGGAGGACUUUCUCAAGAGCAAGCCCAAAAAGUCUGACUCCAAAAGUGUCGGAGGUUCCGGCUUGGCAGGAGGUGAUUGGGAGUGCAGGAACUGUCGGUCUGGAGGAGGAGUGAAGCAGAUGUCCAUGCAUGGAGCAGGGGUUGGUGGUGGGUAUGGUGGUGGUAUAAGCUGUGGGUCCUCAGGGGGUGGAGGAAGCAGUCGCCCCAGCUCUGCAACCUGUAUGCGCUGUGAGGGCUGUAAAAAGACAGGAAACCUCUACGACAUCAGUGAGGACAACAACCACCUCUUGGAACAGAUUGGUGGAGGGAAAGGUGCGGGAGGAGGAGGCAUGGGUGCAAUCCUCCAGCCACAAUCUCAAGUCCAGCAGAGGAGAAAGGGUGGAGGAUUCGGCAAGCCACUCAGGCGGCAGCAUUCGUAUGACGCGUUUGUCGACCUUCAGAAAGAUGACUCGAGCGGCAUGGGGAGCAUGAUGGGAGGUAUGGGUGGAGUCGGGGGAAUGAGUGGUCCAGGUAUGGGAGGAAUGCUGCCACCUCCCAGAAGUGUUAGCUUGAAGGAGAAGGAGCGCUACAUGGAGGGCACCAGCCCCUUUGCACACAUAUUUGAGCGUCACGGUGGCUCUGAGAGAGAGAGGGAAAGAGACAGGGACCCUUCGUUUUAUGGAGGUGAGGGCCGGUUCGGGGGCCUGUUCAGAGGAGGCGAGGGUCUCCAUCGUCGCUCGGUAGGAGAGAGAGACUUGAGAGACAGGGAUAGGUCCCUGAUGGAAGGUGGAGGCGGGGCAGGAUUCUCUUUAUCCAAAUCUCUUUAUCCUGACCGUGUUAACCAGAACCCCUUUAUACCCACGUUUGAUGAUGACCAGUGUCUCAUGCAUGGAGCAAAACAAUAUUACAUGAAAAAGCAGCAGCAACAGGUUGCCAAAAACAGCCGAAGUGACUUCAGGAGCCAGAUGAGCACGACUUCUUAUCUGCCAGCGUCUGCCACGGCCGGGGUUAUGUCGAAUGUGUCCCCCCGUUUCCCGAAAGAGCUCAGCCUGGGUGGGCUGAACCACCAUGGCUCCAUGCUAGGGGUCGGCCCACCGCGACCCUUCGAUGGAAGCAACGGCCAUGUCUACGAGAAACUGUCCAGCAUUGAGUCGGACGUGUGAGAGAUCAAGACUGGAUUUGGGAUUAGGAAUGGAAUAGAGGUGUGUAGUGUUAGGAGAUCAGGGAUGUUUUUAAAGACACUGUCCACACACUGCAUCUCUAUCCCAUACAGAGACAGGAAUUUAAGGUGAGCUAGGUGAGAGCCAAGUGUGGUGUCAGAAGUCGGAUGCAAACUUGAGUAACAGAAAAAUCUAUAUUUUGCAAACAAAUCUAGGUAAAAAGAACAUCAGGACACCUUCAUGAGGUGGGGGAAUGUGACCCCUCUCACAAAUUGCCAAAGCUA
This is a messenger RNA of Phycodurus eques (leafy seadragon), 5395 nucleotides long. It is a transcript of the gene grin2ba, whose product is annotated as glutamate receptor, ionotropic, N-methyl D-aspartate 2B, genome duplicate a. The coding region runs from base 21 to 5114 and encodes 1697 amino acids. The record is from RefSeq and is a predicted model, not a curated record. Gene Ontology annotation, biological process: excitatory postsynaptic potential; monoatomic ion transport; synaptic transmission, glutamatergic. The transcript is spliced from 15 exons. Gene Ontology annotation, molecular function: transmitter-gated monoatomic ion channel activity involved in regulation of postsynaptic membrane potential; NMDA glutamate receptor activity. Gene Ontology annotation, cellular component: postsynaptic membrane; plasma membrane; NMDA selective glutamate receptor complex. Lineage: Eukaryota; Metazoa; Chordata; Actinopteri; Syngnathiformes; Syngnathidae.